Messenger RNA from Lampris incognitus (smalleye Pacific opah), 2826 nucleotides. RefSeq names its product neuronal PAS domain protein 4a (gene npas4a). Gene Ontology annotation, molecular function: protein dimerization activity; DNA-binding transcription factor activity, RNA polymerase II-specific; RNA polymerase II transcription regulatory region sequence-specific DNA binding. The coding region runs from base 1 to 2826 and encodes 941 amino acids. NCBI's taxonomy places the organism in Eukaryota, Metazoa, Chordata, Actinopteri, Lampriformes, Lampridae. The record is from RefSeq and is a predicted model, not a curated record. Gene Ontology annotation, biological process: regulation of transcription by RNA polymerase II. The transcript has 8 exons.
AUGUACCGUUCAACCAAAGGAGCAUCGAAGGCUCGGCGGGACCAGAUCAACGCCGAGAUACGGAACCUAAAGGACUUGCUGCCCAUUUCCGACGCAGAUAAAGCACGACUCUCGUAUCUGCACAUCAUGUCUCUUGCCUGCAUGUACACCAGGAAGUCUGUCUUUUUCUCUCAAGAAGCGGCUGCUGCUGCCAGUCUGGAGGAUAGUGCAAGGUUUCUGUCUUUCCAUGAGCUGUCGGAGUUGGUGCAGGCGCUGCCGGGCUUUCUCAUGCUGUUGACUGGAGAAGGGAAGCUCCUUUACCUGUCAGACAGUGUCGCCGAGCAUCUCGGACACUCGAUGGUGGAUCUUGUUGCCCAGGGUGAUAGCGUUUAUGAUAUCAUUGAUGCCUCGGACCACUUUAUCAUGAGGACCAACCUAUCCACUUCUACAUCACUCGAUCUCGACCGACUGUUCCGCUGUCAUUUCAACACUUCCAAGUCCGUCCGCAGGCAGAGUGCUGGGAACAAGCUGGUUUUGAUCCGAGCUCGCUGCCUCUCUCCCCCCUCCUCGUCUCCUGCCACUGGGACCUACUGGACCUCCAACCCUGUCUGGGUGUGCUUCUGUUCUCCCCUUGAGCCCCAUCCUGCCCGCUCCAGUCCCGGGGGAGAAAGGGAGUCAACGUCCACUGCUCCCCCAGCUAAGAACAACUUCUUCCUGGCCUGUUUCCAUUCCCAACAUGGCCAGGACAUGAGGCUGCGGAAUGCACAGGAGAGUGUUAGUGCCUAUCUUGGCUUUGAUGUGGCAGCCCUGCGUGCUCGCUCAUGGUACAGCCUCCUCCACCCACAGGAUCUGCCACAUGCCUCCACUCAGCACCGCAACCUAUUGAGGGAGGGAGGAGAGGGUAGAGCUGAAAUGGUGGUGCGGGUGCAAGCUGAAGACCAAUCCUGGGUUUGGCUCUACAUGGUUCUCCAGCUGGAGGCAGGAGACAUUCCCAUCAGCAGCAACAAUUACAUCAUCAGUGAGUCUGAGGCUUGGUCAGUGCGUCAACAGCUCAGCUCAGAGCAGACCCAGCUGACUCUGGUUCUGAGCACUGGAACCUCUCAGCAGGAAAGUCUGAGCCUCCAGUCCCCAGAAACCUUGUCCAGCCCAGACCAGGUCUUCACGCCUGGCAGCAGCGGUCUGUCCGCCCAAUCCUUUGACUUCAGUACUGCCGGCUGCAGUGUGGGCUCCUCCGAUGAACCCGGAAGCGUUGCUGCAGAGGCUAUGCAGCUGGAGGGGGAUCCUCGCUCCAGUAUUUCCUCCUUGGAGGAAGAAAGCUUCUUUCAGCAGCAGCAGCAGACCUCUGGCCCUGAGCAGUGCCCCUCAGCCGCCUCCUCUCCCACCCCAGUCACCGUUGCAACAGUGGCAGACUUAGACUUCUUGACCCAAAACAUUCUCCUGCCCCCCUCCUUCCAGCUUGACCCCCCACUGCCUUCUCUCCCCCUGCCCCUUCCUCCAGUGCCCACUUCUCAAGCCCAGCAGACCAAAGAGUUUGUGUGCACGCCUCCCUACACACCCCAGCUCGGUGGUGCAAGUUUUCUGUUUGGCGAGCCCCUCUUCAGCUUCGACCCCACGGGCACGACCACGCCGCCACCCUCUGCCACAACAGCCACUGCCAGCACCUCUGUGGCUCCCACAGCCUCCCCCCCAGCCCCGACAACCACCACCUCUAGCCCUGCCCCCCCGACUACCAUGUCCACCAAGCUGCCUCUGGCCCUGUCCACCCUAUCCACUGACCUGCUCUUCUCUGUGGAGCCCUGCAGCAGUUCACUCUAUGAGAAGCUGCCCCCAACCCCCGACAGCCCUGGGGACGGUGACUGCACAGUGAUGACCCUGCCUGAGGUGCGGGGGCCAUUAUAUGUGGACGUCCCCUUGGGGCCCCUCCCGUAUCCACCAGACGGUCUCCUCACACCGGAAGCCUCUCCUGGUAAGCAGCCAUGCCUCUCUUUCUUCUCCCUGGAGAGAGAGAGGGAGAAGGAGAGGGUGGAGAUCUCCCUACUUGCCCAGCACAUCAGCUCGCUGGCAGAGGGAUUCUACCUGGACCCACUCCUAUCCAAAUUCUCUCCACCCUCCAUGUCCCCCCCCUCCUCCCCCCCCUCCCCCACACCUUCCUUCUCCCCCUCCCAAGACAUUGGUGGCGUCGAAUCUGCCCACAUGCUUGGGGAGUUUUAUCCCAUCAAGGCGUGGAGAGGUCCGGACAUCCCCAUGUUCCUCGACAACGAUGACCCUCUGUUUGAAGAGAGCAUCUUAGAAACCCUCCUCCAAGACUUCUCCGCCCCACCCCAGUCCCCAGACCUCUCGUCCCCCUCGCCCUCCUCUUCCUCAACCCCAUCCAGCCCAACCUCUCCGCAGACCCCUCUGUGCUGGCGCCAACCCUCCCACUUUGAGGGAGCGGGCCACUUCUGUAGCGUCCAAUCGGCGCAACUUAACUCCAUGGCUGGGUGCGGGGCGACCGGAGCUGCUGAGGCCGGGGCAAAGGCGGAAGGAGAGCGACUAGCAGAGGAAGUGAUGGAGAUCGACGUGGCUUCAUCUCCUCUGUCCUCUUGCUCCUCCAUCCCAGCUUCCCCUCCCCUCAAUCUGACUGCCUCCCCGUCCCCCGCCACCUCCACGCCCAUCGCCUCGCCCACGCCCGCUGUGUCUUGCACCCAGUCCCUCUUGGAGGAACUGGCUGUCCUGGAACCCAUGUUUGGGGCAGGUGCCUCGAUCGCCCCUGGCUUAGGGCAACAACCUGAGUUGUAUCAACUCCAGUGUCAUCCAUCGUCACAGUGCUUCCACAAAGAUGGGAGUGGAAGUGUUCCUCCGUUCUAA